GCCCAUUGAAACCGAAAAUCUCUUAACACAGGUGGAGGAUUCAGCUUCGACGUCUCAUCAGUCCAGAAUACAAAUGAAAUGUCCAGGGACGGAUGCUGCUCGUGCCCCUGUUUGGGGGCCCUGUAUGAGAGAUUUUUCAAGUCGUCUAAGACUGAAUUUGAAAAACCAGCGAAUACCGGUAAACUUCAUACACAACAUGUCUCAAAUCCGACCCUUUCAUCCGCGACUGAGCCCGCCGGUGAGAUCUACACGGCGCUGUGGCCCUUCCAGGCUCGCGCGGACGAGGAAUUGUCCUUCCAGGAGGGAGAGCAGUUCCGAAUCUGCGAGCGUCAGGGUGACUGGUGGACUGCCGUUAAACUGGAUAGAAACGGAAUGGUGACAGCCAAGGGCUUCGUUCCUCAGAAUUACCUAGCGAGGAGGGAGACAGUGAAAGAGCAACCUUGGUAUUUUGGGACGCUGAACCGCUUUGAGACCCAGAAUUUGCUCUUGGCUCCAGGGAAUGGAGUGGGUGCUUUCCUGUUGCGACACAGUGAAAAAGAUGACAUAGGGUGUGUAUUAUCAGUGGUAAUCAGUGACAGGGAAGUGAAACACAUUAAGGUCCAUCAGAAUCAGGAUGGAAGCUUCCAUUUGGAACAGAGUCAAAUGUUUCAGAGCCUGGAGAAGCUGGUGCAGCACUACAAGAGGAACAUCCUGAGCUGUGGUAUCUGUCUCACACGGCCCUGUGCACAGCCAGAACCAAAACCACAGGAUCUUUCCCACCAAACCGUAGAUGACUGGGAGUUACCUAAGGAAGAGUUCACUCUAGAAGAGGAGCUCGGUAAAGGAUACUUUGCAGAUGUUUACCGUGGAAAAUGGAAAGGCAUGGUUAAUGUGGCCAUCAAGAUCCUCAAAAACAACGAGUCUCUCAAUCACAGGGAGUUCCUGAUGGAGACUCAAAUAUUGAAAAAGCUCAGACACAGACAUCUCAUCACACUUUUUGCCGUCUGCACAAGCUCCACCCCCUACUACAUCAUCACCGAGCUUAUGGAAAAAGGCAACCUGCUCAAUUUCCUCCGAGGUGAGGAGGGGCAGAAACUGGAACCGCAGGAACUGAUAGAAAUGGCAAGUCAAGUGGCUGAUGGGAUGGCAUUCCUUGAGGAGCAGAACAGCAUCCACAGAGACCUGGCGGCCCGGAAUGUUCUAGUGGGACCCAACUACAUCUGUAAACUGGCCGACUUUGGCCUAGCUCGAAUCGUCAAGGAGCCAGUUUACUCAUCUGAAGAUAAAAAAAUACCAUAUAAGUGGUGUGCUCCUGAAGCCAUCAGCCAUGGAAGGUUCUCCAACAAAUCUGAUGUUUGGUCAUUUGGAGUCCUCCUGUAUGAGAUGUUCACUUAUGGCGGAGUCCCAUAUCCAGCUUUCUCAAAUCAAGAGGUGUACAACAUGAUCACCUCCGGGUACAGAAUGCCUUCACCCCCUAAGUGCCCAUCACACAUCUAUGAUAUAAUGCUGAUGUGUUGGAGAGAAUCAGCUGACAAAAGGCCAGAUUUCAGUGAACUUAAUAUGCUCCUGGAGAACUCUGGUACUGGAUACAUGGAGUGGAGCAAUGGAGCGCUGCAAUGACACAUCAGAUCCAGCAGAAGGCAUCAGUUAACAGUGCCAUGCAGAGAUAAAUGAGUGAGGGUGUCCCAACAACAGUUGUUCAUGCAUCGAAACACCUUUCCACUCAUUUUCACCCCUUUUUACAGUAUUUUCACUUUUGUGUACUUAUUUUCUAAUUUCAUGUGGAAUUAUUCACAUUUAAUGUAAUCAAGCUUUUCCUCAAAACUACUUGGAUAAUACUAGUUGAUACUGAAGAUUAUUUUUCUACUACGAUUUUUCCCAUCCUGAUCUGGAGACAGAUACGUUUCUGUAUGGAUCACUUGGACUUAUACAUAAAACCAGUUUUAUGUUCAUUAUUAACAAGUUUUACCCUCGUACUACAAAACAACUUGUAUUUUAAAUUAAUGGUAUAUAAUUGAAGAACCCUAACUUGAAACAUUUGAAGGGUUUAUUUUGAAAGUUAGUGUUUUUAUAGAACAAUGAAGUCAAGGAUUUCUCAUGAUUUGACCUACAGGUAUUUAAAUCAUGCUGCUGCAAAUAAGCCUUUAAAUGUGUGAGAGAAAGAGUACACAACAUCCGGAACAGAACGAGUCUGGCAAGUUCCUGUGGACACGGGUCAUUUCACAAUCUCUAGAAACUUUCUACUGCAGUUUUCAGUUGGCACAGUGCUGUCAGUUCACGAGUAGAAGCUAACUGAUUCUCCAAAUGCUUUAAAAAAGCAGGAAUAUACUAGACAUUAUACCAGACAGAAUGCGCAUUUCAUGAAAGAAAGAAAAAAAAAGAUUAAUUAUUUGAUUGAGCAACAUUCAUGGGUUAGAUAGGACUAUGUACUGUUUAUACUGAACGUACAAACACACACACACGUACUGCAGAUGCAACACACCCUGCUGAUUGUUGCUACUGCUGAAACAUUCAAACUCAGUAACAUGAGUGUUGCCACAACGUGUUCAUGUUAUGGGUGCAUGGUAAGCAGAAAUAGAAUCGAGAACACUCUGGACUUGCCUGGCCAGACUAAUGGGAAAAAUGACAGGAUGUUCAGGAAGGUGACAUAUGCAUGAUGACUGGCAUCUCUGGAGAAUUUUGUACACCUCUUGUGCUAUGCAAUCAGACACCCAAAAAUUCAGACAUCAGUGGCAGGGCUACAAAUCAGAAAGGAGAAAAAAUAUGAUAAAGCACUGUUAUAGCAUAGCCCUUGUAUACUUUCACAUGGUCUCUUUUCUUUUAAAUAGUUCAUCUGCAUUUCAGUUUUCAUCUUAGCAUUGAGUGUGUGUUGAAAUACCAUUGCAGUCCUGUUUCACAAAGCAGUAUCACAAUAGGAAGGGCUGUUUGGUUGCCUGUCACUGCCUGUACAACUUGCUUUAGGCACAAGAGACAUUUCUUCAAACAAA
Messenger RNA from Cyprinus carpio (common carp), 2966 nucleotides. RefSeq names its product protein-tyrosine kinase 6-like. The record is from RefSeq and is a predicted model, not a curated record. Gene Ontology annotation, molecular function: non-membrane spanning protein tyrosine kinase activity; ATP binding; signaling receptor binding. Gene Ontology annotation, cellular component: extrinsic component of cytoplasmic side of plasma membrane. Gene Ontology annotation, biological process: innate immune response; protein phosphorylation; cell differentiation. NCBI's taxonomy places the organism in Eukaryota, Metazoa, Chordata, Actinopteri, Cypriniformes, Cyprinidae.